AGGAUGAGUCAUCCGUUUGAGGGAAUCCCUGAGCGAAGCAACCAUGCCCGCGGAACCAGUCAAAGCGCCCAAGAAGGGCUCAAAGAAAGCCGUCUCCAAGGCCACCAAGACCGGCAAGAAGAGGAGAAAGUCCAGGAAGGAGAGCUACGCCAUUUACGUGUACAAGGUGCUGAAGCAGGUGCACCCCGACACCGGCAUCUCCUCCAAGGCCAUGGGCAUCAUGAACUCCUUCGUGAGCGACAUCUUCGAGCGCAUCGCCGGCGAGGCCUCCCGUCUCGCGCACUACAACAAGCGCUCCACCAUCACGUCCCGCGAGAUCCAGACCGCCGUGAGGCUGCUGCUGCCCGGGGAGCUGGCCAAGCACGCGGUGUCCGAGGGCACCAAGGCCGUCACCAAGUACACCAGCUCCAAGUAAACAGCCCUGCUGUAACACCACCAACUACAACAACCCAAAGGCUCUUUUAAGAGCCACCCACAGACUCUUAAGAGCUCCUUUCCUUCUUUCUUAAACUCACGUUUCAUGUAUUUGUGUUCACUAGUUAGCCGCCUAGCUGUUGCUUGUGUAGGGACAAUGUACAGGCUCUGUAAUCUGGAUUACAGAUUUAGUGUUGGUUCAAUAGACUCAGUCAUUUUGAGAGUUUAAGGCUGCAGAAGCCUCAAAUUUUGUUUUAUAUUAAAUCUGUUUAGGUGACAGAAAAACGUUACAUUAAUGCUUAGAUACUGGGAUGGACUUUUUUUUUUUUUUUUUUUGACAUUUCAUAGGUUAUAAUUGCCAAUUGCAGAUUAAUAAAUAAUUGAGCUGUGUUGCAGCUCUGUCGUGUACAUUUAAAGUCAUCAACAGACUUCCCUGUUGGGAAAACAAACCUUUCUAUUUAAAUAGACUUUGAUACUAUGUUGUACCUUCAUGUAGAAAUGAAUGUACAUGGAAAAAAUGGGGGGGGAAAGCACUGGACAAAAAUAAGCUCCUACCUUGGGACAUUAUUAAUUUGUAAUGCUUCGCACUUUAUAUACUCUUUUGCACUUUAGCCUGUUCUUUGCACUUUAGCACAUGCACUUUAACUCAUGACCUUCAAGCACUUUAUAAUGUAGGCUAGACUAUGUCAUGUUUGUAAAUUCGCUGCUGUUUCUAUGGAUUGUUUUGCUCUCUAAUGUAUCAUGUGGAUAUCAUGUAUUUUAUAUACUAGUAGUAGUAUAUAAAGUGCGAAGCAUUACAAAUUAAUAAUGUCCCAAGGUGGGAGCUUAUUUUUGUCCAGUGCUUUUCUUCUCCUCAGCUCGGUGAGUAUCUACAGACU
This is a messenger RNA of Etheostoma spectabile (orangethroat darter), 1292 nucleotides long. RefSeq names its product histone H2B 5. Gene Ontology annotation, cellular component: nucleosome. Bases 44 to 415 code for a protein of 123 amino acids. The transcript has a single exon. Gene Ontology annotation, molecular function: DNA binding; protein heterodimerization activity; structural constituent of chromatin. The record is from RefSeq and is a predicted model, not a curated record. NCBI's taxonomy places the organism in Eukaryota, Metazoa, Chordata, Actinopteri, Perciformes, Percidae.